GAUCCGGGGCGGAAAAGCUGUAUUUGUAACCGGAAGUGCUUUGGUUUUGUGUGGAGAGAAAAACUGCCCGCUAAGACAAACGCGCUGUAUCAGGAUACCGGUGCUGGAGGAGCUGCCGGGACAGCAAACCGCGGUGUUUCGGUUCGGUGUCGGUGUGCUGACGGGCGGCUGGCGGAGCGGCGGGCGGCUGAGCGGCGAGCUUGGUGCGGGUGUCAUGGCGACCGGAGGCGGACCGCAGGCGCCGCAUGUCGGCGAUGUUGAGGAAGAUGCUUCGCAGCUGCUUUUCCCUAAAGAGUUUGAGAACGCGGAGACGCUGCUGAACUCGGAGGUGCACAUGCUGCUGGAGCACCGCAAGCAGCAGAACGAGAGCGCCGAGGACGAGCAGGAGCUGUCCGAGGUUUUCAUGAAGACCCUGAACUACACGGCCCGCUUCAGCCGCUUCAAGAACCGAGAGACCAUCGCCAGCGUCCGCAGUCUCCUCCUGCAGAAGAAGCUCCACAAGUUUGAGCUCGCCAGUUUAGCCAACCUGUGUCCCGAGGCAGCAGAGGAGGCCAAGGCCCUGAUCCCCAGUCUGGAGGGUCGCUUCGAGGACGAGGAGCUGCAGCAGAUCCUGGACGACAUCCAGACCAAGAGAAGCUUCCAGUACUGAGGGAGGAGAGCCCGCCGCCCGCCGGAGUCACGCCGCUUUUCAAACUGCGGCCCGGGACCCCGGGGCGGCUCCCGCUGGGACGCCACGCGGCCGGCAGCGGUUUGUCUCCUUCAUCCUGACACUCCCGGCCCGAGCUCCAUCAGGACUUUGUUUUUCUGUCUGGUUCAGGACGGCUGGACCGCCGCAGGCCGUCUGAUCACAGCCUGGAAACUCCCAGCAUGCAUCACUGUCCUCCACACUGCCUCUGUCUGCUCUUUACUGAACUGCGGUCCUGACAUUCCCUUUAGUUUGACAAUAAAAGCUGUUGUUUUGUAAGA
Molecule: messenger RNA, 966 nt
Organism: Myripristis murdjan (pinecone soldierfish)
Lineage: Eukaryota; Metazoa; Chordata; Actinopteri; Holocentriformes; Holocentridae
Gene: polr2d
Product: RNA polymerase II subunit D
Exons: 4
Coding region: 215-649 (144 amino acids)
Biological process (GO): DNA-templated transcription initiation
Cellular component (GO): RNA polymerase complex
Molecular function (GO): nucleotide binding
Source: RefSeq, a predicted model, not a curated record